Messenger RNA from Lecanosticta acicola, 2500 nucleotides. The record is from the annotation of a GenBank genome assembly. NCBI's taxonomy places the organism in Eukaryota, Fungi, Ascomycota, Dothideomycetes, Mycosphaerellales, Mycosphaerellaceae.
AUGGAAGUGCCGGCGCGGACUCACAACACGUUUCUCAAAAAGCUUCCGUUUCGUAAACGACAUCAGCGUCACGGCAGACCGUACCAGGAACGAGUGGCUGCGGACCCACCACCUCGCGACAGUGUUGUGACGGCAUACCAUGUGGUGAGUCUGGAGUGUUCCAGAAGCUUUCCUCUGCACCAACUGAGUGGCGAUUAGCGCUCCUUGAGCACCUCUGCCACCAGCGUACAGCAUGCUACAGUCACCAAUCAGCCGAAGGAUAGGCCCAUCUCCGCGGAUGGCUCGAAAGAGUCUCUGGCCGACCCGAGACUUUCUCCACAAUCUGCCACGGUACCUCCGUACACCCCCAUGCCGAUACCAACCCGAGUCUCUAGCGCUGCCAAUAUCAGGCCGGGCGACCAAGCACCUGGACGGACAACACGUCUGCAGCAACGGGAUGUCCAUGGAAAUCUACCCAACGGCGAUGGAGAGCCUGACGACUUGUCGUUGAACCUGCCUGGAUUCGACGACGAUGCAUUUCAACCUAGACCAUCAGUCUCCCGGAUGGCAAGCCCGAUCCCUGGAAGAUCGCGGCCGACAUCACCUCGCGUAAACAACCGGAAUGGCCUCGUCGAGAUGCCCUCAAUUGAUCAGUUCCCACGGCCACCUGGUGGUCCGCCAGGUCGACGCCAGCUUGUCUCCGAUGCUGGCCCUGUGACACUUGGAGACGAUGCCCUCCUCCAGCUUCAAACGCCGUCGCCGGAUAAGAGCGAUAUUCAGAACACCGAGCCGAAUGUCGCUGAUGACGCCGAAUCUUGGGAUCUGAUCAAGCCAGGCGAGCAAUCGGGAGGGGCGAAUCUAUACUCCCUCGAAAAACGGGCAGAGCAGCUCUACAGUUCCGAGCAUCUCCGUAUUAUUCUUGACGAUCCGAAACUUCUUCUCAAAUUCUCCACGAUACUUCGAAAGUACCGGCCGUGGAGAGUUCCCGUCUUGAGCCACUACCUCGCCGCCUGCAAAGCCCUGCGAGCCUUGGAUUACACCAAUUCACUCACUCGGCUGCUGUCCACUAUCCCGCAUGACAGUGCCCUGUCUACCCCUGAGCUCGCCACCAAUCCACAGUUGGAGGCUGUUGCCAAGGAGUCCUUUGCCGCACUGCUGAGCGACGAUCUCCACUACUACAUCACCCAUGCCUGGAUCAAGAUUGUAAGCAGCAUUGUUCAGCGCCGCAUCACAGGCACUUUACCACCUCAUCUCCUCGAGACCAGUCACGGCUUGGCCGAAGUCUUCUGUAUUACCGACCCCAGCCGCCAUGAUAAUCCCAUCAUCCUUGCUUCCGAAGCCUUCACCCGUCACUCAGGAUGCAGUCUCGAAUACGUGUUGGGCCGUAAUUGCAGAUUCAUGCAAGGUCCUGGCACAACGAUUGAUUCUGUUCGCCGGUUCGCAAUCUCUUGUCAGGAGGGCAAGGACCACACCGAGAUCCUGUAAGUUAAUUUCAAGUUAGCUUUCCGUGUCUCGCUGACAAUUUUUCGCAGCGUCAACUACCGUCGCGAUGGAAGUCCAUUCCUCGCCAUGGUGUUGAAUGCACCAUUGCUUGACAGGUGAGUGACGGCAUGCGAAACGGACGUGAAGGCUUGGUGACGUUCGCUAACGUCAAUUGCCAGUCGCGGUAAAGUUCGCUACUUUCUAGGUGCACAGGUGGACGUCUCUGGCCUACUCCGCGGAUGUGGCGGUAUCGAAAGCUUGCGACGUCUUGUGGAAGAAGAAGAUGAGGCCAAGGAAAAGGGCGACGAGAACCAGAGCCAAGAUCAGAUCUUACCCAAGGAAAUGAGGCCAAAAUCGUCGCAUUCUGAAUUCAAAGCCUUGAGCGACAUGUUCAACGCAGCCGAGCUUAAUACCGUCCGAAAGACCGGGGGUUCUCUGCAGAGCGGCUUGGACUACAUUUCGGAUCCCACUAGCAUCAAGACACCAUCGCGUUCCAGCCGGGUACUUCUGGAGGAUGGAACCGACCAGUCUGAGGAGGCCGAAGUUGGAGAACCAGUCCCCCCCGAGUGCGCUUCAUCAAGCGUUUCCUCCCAAGGGCUCAGCUACAAGAAUGGAGGCGGCGUACCGGGAAACCUGCCCGGUAUCUACAAGCUUGUAAGUUGCGGCCUACUGGGAACGGCAGUCCCUUCACUAACUCGGUGUACAGUACCUCCUGAUCCGCCCGUAUCCAUCCCUCCGGAUUCUGUUCGCUUCGCCAACCCUCCGCACUCCUGGCAUCUUGCAAUCCCCCUUCCUGGACCGCAUCGGCGGCAGCGCACGUAUGCGCCAAGACCUCGAAUCCGCGCUUCGCCAUGGCCGUGCCGUCACUGCGAAGAUCAAAUGGCUUGGGUCGGCCAGUCAGAACGGAGAGGGCGAGGGCAAGACCCGAUGGAUCCAUUGCACGCCACUCAUUCACUACUCCGGCCAAGUCGGACUGUGGAUGAUCGUCUUGGUGCGGCCGAAUCCGAACGACGAUAGCAUGUCUGUACUCCAAUGGUAG